Molecule: messenger RNA, 1156 nt
Organism: Pocillopora damicornis (cauliflower coral)
Lineage: Eukaryota; Metazoa; Cnidaria; Anthozoa; Scleractinia; Pocilloporidae
Source: RefSeq, a predicted model, not a curated record
ACUCUAAAAUGCACCUUCUCAGCAUGAAGGUUUUAGUUUACUGACGACUUCCGAGAACCUACAUCAACCUACUUUCAACUCAGAAGCUAAAUUCGAGUUUUAACACAGCUGAGGAAGCAGUAGAGCGAGUAUCAUACCAUGGCGGGUUUAAAGAAGAGUUCAUGGCUGCAUCUUCUACUGCUGGUAGUCUUGUUAUUCAGCGAAGGUUUAGCACAACAGAGGUCACCGUCAUCUUCUCGAACCAUCCGGAGAGGGUCCCAUAGAACUACCUAUAGAAGCAGGCAAGGCGCAAGACGCGCGUCUACGAGUCGCACGAGGACUCAGAGGUAUGGUGCUGCAGGACGGCUUAGAGGCGGAGAGUGCAAAGAUGAACCAGCGGCACAUGAGACCUGCGCGAAAGUACUUAAAGAACUUGGCAUCCAGGUUUGCCAUGUCAAGAUCGAACAGCUGAGAUACAAACUCGAGAGGAGCUGUGCAAAGACUUGCAACUAUUGUGGAGAACCUGAGAUGAGCUGUAGAAGAACCAGAGACUGUUGUUGGGACAGAUUCACACCGCGUGGCAGAGUAAGCUGCCCAGAAUGCAAGGAUCACAUGCACCUCUGCAGAAGAUUCAAAAGAUUCUGUAACUCAGCAAAGGAGGAGAACAAAGAAUUUAUGGAACUGCACUGCCCAGUGACUUGCGGAAAAUGCAGAGGUAGCAUCGGAGCGAUAAGAAAGGGGCGACCUGUUACCAUGCGCGACUGGAACAAGCUUUGAUUUCAUCAAAGAUUGUGUCUGAACCGCAAUAUAAAGUUGGUGGACAGUUCUCACUUCCAUGAAUUUGACGUACGAUCCGUAUUUUGACGAGGCACCAGUUUUGAUUAAGGAGGACUUCCGUCGGAAAUUACCAGGAAUGUGCGGAUGAUGUUUGAUGUAAAUGUAAAUAAAGACUUGAGUAACAUCUAUGCGCUCAAAUCAGGAGCGCCCUUCACAUCGGGAAAAUAAUUGUUACUGAUAGGCAAUGUAGAUGUACAGCAUGAAUUACGUGUAAAUUUGUUCAAGUUGUUUUAACGCGUUUUGCCAACAUCUACUAUUUAUACAAGUCUCGGACCAAUCGAGGUUACAGAUACUUUGCAUUGUGUUUUUGUUGAACGAAAUAAAUAUGAUUAAACCUCAA